UAGUUGUUUAUAAAAUGUGGGUUGAAGCAAUUAAGCGUUAAAAUAUUUCCGAGUGUUAUAUAGUUUGCUAAUAUACAGCCAUAAACAGUUCUAUCCAUCAUAAUUAUCUUCGUUUUAUGUAACGUAAUCGGUGUCACAGAUCAAGUUACGAAGCAGCAAUAGAGUCAACGAAUACACUACAAAACAGAUAAAGCUAAAUUAAUGCUUUUCGAAGUGAUUUUACUGCAGUAAAAGACUACUUGAAUAUGAGAACACUUAAUAUUCAUGUGACCAAACGGACAUUCAACAAACCUACAGCAAUUGCAAUACGAAAUGACCUCCUCUUGUCAGGCCGUUCAAGGUCGUCGAAACGAAACGGCGGGCGGAUCUGACAAGCAAGUUUUCUUUUCUACUCUAUCAUACUUUGCCUGGGGAUUGGUCUUUGCAUAUUCAUGGAUGAAUUUCACCGGAUAUGCGUUUUCACAUAGGCGAUUGGUGACGAGAGCAAUUUAAUCAUCCAGGCAUUACUUUGAACAAUUUUUUUGACCGCGCACUUAAAACUUCUUAUACUUACGUUUCAAAGGAGACAAAAUUGCUGGAAUAAUUAAUCACAUACUAAAUUCCGCAGCAGAACUGACGAAAGUAUGGGAAACAGACUACUCACUCAAACAACUAUAUAUAUAUAGUUUGAUAACCUUUGUCAUUCCAAUUAUUUACAUUCAUUUAUGUCAAUUGUUCCAUAUUAUUUCCUAUCUCAAUGUAAAAUUCCAAUACAUAUUUGGUUGUAAGCAGCUGACGCGAAACCACGAAAUAUAAUGAGUCCAUAUUAUCCUGCAUCAAUUUUUGUUCUGGCUUUAUUUAAAUUUGCUACCUGAUAUUAUUCAGACUAUGCAUCGUUUAUUUUCGUGGGACAGUGAAUACUGUCCAUUCCAUCGAUUCUAACCUAUAGCCUCGAACUAAUUGAACAGCAUCCUGCAAUAAAUUUCAAUGGGGAGUACGGACGGUGACUAACUAAAAUUCAGCACUACCUAAUUCAAAUUCAUUCGCCUAUUCUACGUACUAAAGUUCUUAUUUCUCAAAUACUUUAUACCUACUAUUUCAAUAAAAGUCUUUGCUUUCCAAACCUCCCAUCACUUACUUUUUGGAUAAUGGCUAACUUUUCGAGAGUGGCCGAGAUUUUUGAGCAAGCAUCAGUGGCGUUCGGUCGAUUGGCCCAACUUACUUUAGAUCUUAAGCAGUUCCAAGCGCAACAAAAUGAUGGGGAUUCCAAGACCUGCGGGAAAUGGUCACAAAAGGAAGUUGAAGAUCUUAAAGCUGCUAUUGGACGUUUUGGAUCUGAUCUGUCAAAGGUAGCUGAAGCUAUCGAAACAAAGACCAUUAACCAGAUAAAACAAAAGCUAAAAACCCGGGCCUUUCAGGAUGCUGGUCUUGGAGAUAUUUCCUUUGAAAAUGAGGCUGCGGAUACAGAAACCAAACCAAAAGUCACGACUCCAAAUGCUACUCCAGUGGAACGUGGAAGACGUAAGCAAGCUUUGAAUCAAAUGCCUGAACCAGUGGACUUGCAUCCUCCUAAAAGAUCCAGAUCUGAUGUCGACGAUUUGAAUGAAUAUACCAAUUAUGCACCUGAAGUAGAAGUUCCAGAUAAAAACCCAACCAACCGGCUAGUAACAACAAAUCAUAUAGUAAUGAAAAUGUUACACCGCAAAAUAACGAUGAUGGUCAUAAUAUUUUAAAACAUAAGCCAGUUGGCAGUACACUAUCUAGUGUUUUAUCCAAACCGAUAUCACUUGCUAGACCAGAUGUAAGUACUUUUGAUGAUCGUCAUCGCAAAACAACCACGUCAGUAAAUGUCCUUAGUUCUGGAUAUAAUGCAAAUGAAUCGAAGUAUGAAGAUUAUGACAGCGAUGACAGCGAUUAUGAUGGUGCUGAUGGUCGUACACCCGGAGAAGAUUACGAAUCAGACGAAGAACAAGAGGAAGAGGCUGACGACAACGAGGAUUACGAUGAAUAACCAGCAAUAAAUUGAUUUGUUAAAUAUUUGUGUAUAUGUCUUCAUGAUUAUUAUUAUUCAUUAUCAUGUAAAUUAGUGUUUAUACUGAUAAAAUAAGUUAACAAACUGCUUGUGGUUAUUUUCUUUUCA
Molecule: messenger RNA, 2119 nt
Organism: Schistosoma haematobium
Lineage: Eukaryota; Metazoa; Platyhelminthes; Trematoda; Strigeidida; Schistosomatidae
Gene: BAP18
Product: Chromatin complexes subunit bap18
Exons: 6
Coding region: 1128-1712 (194 amino acids)
Cellular component (GO): NURF complex; MLL1 complex
Source: RefSeq, a predicted model, not a curated record